AUGAGUGGGGGAUUGGCACCAAGCAAAAGCACUGUGUAUGUGUCCAACUUGCCUUUCUCUCUCACCAACAGUGAUCUACAUAAGCUUUUCACCAAAUAUGGGAAAGUUGUGAAGGUGACAAUAGUUAAAGACAAAGACACACGCAGAAGUAAAGGGAUCGCAUUUGUCCUCUUCUUAGACAGAGAAUCUGCUCAUAACUGUGCACGAGCAAUCAACAAUAAACAGUUGUUUGGCAGGACAGUAAAAGCAAGUAUCGCUGUUGAUAAUGGACGAGCAACAGAGUUUAUAAGGAGAAGGAACUAUACAGACAAGUCCAAAUGUUAUGAAUGUGGGGACACAGGGCACCUCAGCUAUGCAUGCCCAAAAAACAUGCUUGGAGAAAGGGAGCCUCCAAAGAAAAAAGAAAAAAAGAAGAAGAAAAAUCAACCUCAAAACGAACAGCAGGAGGAGGAACCAGAAAGUGAAGAUGAGGGAGAAGAUCCAUCUCUCGACAGUUUGAGUCAAGCCAUUGCUUUUCAGCAAGCCCACUUAGAGGAAGAAGAGGUCAGGCAUAAAAGGCAAGCAGCUGCAUCUAAAGGAGAUGGUGGUCCGUCCACUUCCACGGACUCAAGAAAACCCAGAAUCAAAAAAAGUGCAUACUUCAGUGAUGAGGAGGAGCUCAGUGAUUAA
Knipowitschia caucasica is the source of this 669-nucleotide messenger RNA. NCBI's taxonomy places the organism in Eukaryota, Metazoa, Chordata, Actinopteri, Gobiiformes, Gobiidae. The record is from the annotation of a GenBank genome assembly.